Zerene cesonia (dogface butterfly) is the source of this 6293-nucleotide messenger RNA. Its product is annotated as angiotensin-converting enzyme-like. The record is from RefSeq and is a predicted model, not a curated record. The coding region runs from base 279 to 6293 and encodes 2004 amino acids. The transcript has 34 exons. Gene Ontology annotation, biological process: proteolysis. Gene Ontology annotation, cellular component: plasma membrane. Gene Ontology annotation, molecular function: peptidyl-dipeptidase activity; metallopeptidase activity. NCBI's taxonomy places the organism in Eukaryota, Metazoa, Arthropoda, Insecta, Lepidoptera, Pieridae.
UUGUCUGGUAGCGCGGUCUCCGCUAAUCUCUAUAAGUAUCUUCGGAGUUACGAUUGGCUCACUUUUCGUCAAUUUAGCAAUCCAGCUGCGUUUUCGUCUCAGCUAUUAAUCAAUUCAAUUCAGAGCUUUCCUAUGCUGAAUCGCGAUCGCACUUGACACUCAGUCGCGACCUGACUGCUCCCUCGGCAACUCGUGUCUUGUGUGUGUGAUUCGGUGUCCGAAACAAUUGGUGUUGUGCCCAAGUUCAUGACGGCUCUGGUGUAAUUGGUACAAUCGACAUGUCUAAAAUCAAGACAAUGUUAAAAAUCGGGGGCGGCGCGGUGCUGUUCGCAGCAAUAGUGGCCGUGUUUGUGGUCGCCACGCAAGGCCGCGAUCCAGACUUGGAGGCUUUGGAGCUAGAAGGUCGCGAGUACAUUCUACACCUUGACAAGAUGGCUGGCAACAGGAAGAACCGAGCUUCCCUUGCAGAGUGGGCUUAUACAUCCAAUAUCACUAAGGAAAACGAGGAGAAACGGAUACAAGUCCAAUUAGAGAUAUCUCAACAAGAAAAACAGGCUUGGGAAGAGACUAAAAUGUAUAGAUGGCAAGAUUUUCAAGACUUCUCAUUGCGAAGAAUGUUCAAAAAAUAUAGCCAAUUGGGAGUCGCCGCUUUACCGAAUGAUAAAUAUAAGCAACUUAUGUUAUCGAUAUCAGGAAUGGAGUCUAAUUAUGCCACAGCUAAAAUCUGUUCUUAUAAAAAUGCUACCAAAUGCGAUUUAUCUUUGGAGCCUGAUUUAACCGAAAUAUUUGCAAAAAGUCAAGACCCAGAAGAACUGAAAUAUUACUGGGUUGAAUGGCAUAAGGCUGCUGGUGCCCGAGCUCGCCAAAACUUCACAGAAUACGUACAAUUGGAUAAUGAAGCAGCCAAAUUAAACAAUUUCAAUGAUGUCGCUGAAUGGUGGCAAUCAGAAUAUGAAGUGCCAGAUUUUGAGCAACAGUUAGCAAAAUUGUGGGAAGAUGUGAAACCCUUGUACCAGCAGCUUCACGCAUAUGUGAGGAAACGUCUUAGGGAUAAGUAUGGAGAUGAAGUUGUGUCAGCAAAAGGUCCUAUUCCAGCGCAUCUUUUAGGUAACAUGUGGGCGCAAACCUGGAGCAACAUUGAAUCUUUCACUCGUCCAUACCCAGACAAGAAAGAGAUAGAUGUGACCCAAGCGAUGCAAGAACAAAACUACACGGCGUUGAAAAUGUUCCAAAUGUCUGACGAAUUCUUCAGGUCACUUAAUUUGACGGCAAUGCCCGAAAAGUUCUGGAAGAAUUCGAUUAUUGAGAAACCGGCGGACAGGGAAAUUGUUUGCCACGCGUCGGCUUGGGACUUUUAUGAUGGCGAAGAUUUUAGGAUCAAACAGUGUACGACAAUAGACUAUGAAUAUUUUCAAACAACACACCACGAAAUGGGACACGUACAAUACUUCCUACAGUAUAAACAUCAGCCGGUCGUGUUCCGCGACGGAGCUAAUCCAGGUUUUCACGAAGCGGUAGGUGAUACAAUCGCUUUGUCUGUAUCGUCGCCCAAACAUUUGCGACGCGUUGGUUUGACCAGUGGCGAUGCUGAAGAUGAACAGACUGAAAUUAAUCAGCUUUAUAAAAUGGGCAUCGACAAGAUUGUGUUCCUACCCUUCGCAUAUACCCUCGAUCUGUUCCGCUACGGCGUGUUCCGCGGAAGCACCGCGCCGGAAGACUACAACUGCCACUACUGGCGGCUGCGCGAGGAGUUGCAAGGAGUGGAGCCGCCGGUGGACAGGACCGAGGAGGACUUCGACGCCGCUGCUAAAUACCACGUGUCCGCUGAUGUGGAAUAUGCUAGAUACUACGUGUCAUUUAUAAUCCAGUUCCAAUUCCACCGCGCGCUGUGUCAGAUAGCUGGCGAGUACGUGCCGGAGGACCUGACGAAGAAGCUCGUGGACUGCGACAUCUACCAGAGCAUUGCUGCCGGCAACGCGCUGUCCAACAUGCUGAAGAUGGGCUCGUCGCGGGCGUGGCCGGACGCGAUGGAGGCGCUGACGGGGCAGCGCGCGAUGCGCGCGGACGGCCUGCUAGAAUACUUCCGCCCGCUGCACGACUGGCUGCGCGCCGAGAACGCGCGCACCGGCGAGCACGUGGGCUGGCAGCCGAGCCGCACGCAAUACUGUACCGAAGAACAAAAGGCCGCGUUAAACACAGAAUCAAAGUCGGAGGCUGCCCCCGCGCAGCAGUCCUUGAUCGGUCCAAUGAUGUUGAAAAUCAUCGGUGAGCUGGCCCUUUUAGGGGCAAUAGCCUCAGUGUUCAUAGUCGCAGCACAAGGCCGCGCACAGGAGAGAGCCGCUGAGGAAAACUCUGGAAGAGAGUAUAUGAGAUCUCUUGAUGAGAUUAUGGGUAAAGCUAAAAAUAAACUUACUUUAGCUUCAUGGGCAUAUGAGUCAAAUAUCACCACAUACAAUGAAGACAAAUACUUACAAACAUCUCUACAAAUUGCCGAAGAAGAGAAAGAAUAUUGGAAAGAAACAAUGACCUAUCUAUGGCAUGAGUUUUACGAUGAAGACCUAAAAAGAAUGUUCAAGAAGUAUUCAAUAUUGGGGACCUCAGCGCUACCCGAGGACCUGAAUCAAAGACUCAUACAAGCAAUAAAUAAUAUGAAGGCAACAUACGCAAAAGCAACUAUUUGUGACUUUAAGGAUCCAAACAAAUGCGAUUUAACCAUUGAACCAAGUGUCACAAAUAUAUUCGCAAAGAGUCAGGACGCAGAUGAAUUGAAACAUGCAUGGCUAGAAUGGCACAAAGCAGCAGGGGCAGCGUCUAAAGGCAAUUUCACAGAAUACGUUCAGAUGUACAAUGAAGCCGCAAAAUUAAAUGGAUUUGAUAACGUAGCGCAGUGGUGGUUAAGCGAAUAUGAAACUCAAGACAUUGAAGAUCAAUUAGCAAAUCUUUGGUCGCAAGUUAAGCCCCUGUACCAACAAAUACACGCUUAUGUUAGGAGACAUUUGAGAGAGAAAUAUGGUGAAGAUGUUGUGCCCGCAAGGGGUCCUAUUCCUGCGCAUUUAUUGGGAAAUAUCUGGGCACAGACAUGGAAUAACAUAGAGCAGUUCACAAAACCUUUCCCCGACAAGCUAGACAUUGAUGUGACGGAUGCUUUAGUUCAACAGAACUAUACGGCAUUGAAGUUUUUCAAAACGGCUGAAGACUUUUUUAAGUCUCUCAAUUUGAGUGGUAUGCCAGAUUUAUUCUGGGAGCGAUCAAUAAUCGAAAAGCCCACUGAUGGUCGAGACAUGGUUUGUCACGCUUCCGCCUGGGAUUUCUUCGAUCGUGAAGACUUUAGAAUUAAGCAAUGCACAUCAAUUACCAGUGACUUCUUUACCACGACGCACCAUGAAAUGGGUCAUAUUCAAUAUUAUUUGCAAUACAAAGACCAGCCCGUUAUUUAUAGGCAAGGAGCGAAUCCUGGAUUCCAUGAAGCUGUAGGUGAUGUGAUCGCUCUGUCCGUGGCAACUCCAAAACAUUUAAAACUAAUGGGCUUACUUGAAGAUGAUCCCGAAGACGUAGAAUCAAAUAUUAAUCAGCUUUACAAAAUGGGUUUGCAAAAGAUAGUGUUCCUCCCAUUCGGAUACCUUCUUGACAUUUACCGCUAUGGAGUAUUCAGAGGAGUGACAACUCCAAGAGACUACAACUGCCACUUUUGGCAGUUAAGGGAGUCUAUUCAGGGCAUUGAACCCCCAACAACUAGAACUGAAAAUGAUUUCGAUCCAGCUGCCAAAUAUCAUGUUUCCGCGGACGUUGAGUAUAUGAGAUAUUAUAUAUCUUACAUCAUACAGUUCCAAUUCCACCGGUCGAUGUGUCAGUUAGCAGGAGAGUACACUUCGGGCGAUUCAAGCAAACUAUUGUCGAACUGUGACGUAUAUAACAACACUGCCGCUGGAAAUGCAUUAAAGAAUAUGCUAAAACUUGGAUCAUCGCGACCUUGGCCAGAUGCAAUGGAGGUUCUGACUGGACAAAGAAAUAUGGAUGCUAGUGGAGUCAUGGAAUACUUCCAACCACUAUAUGAUUGGUUGAAAGAAGAGAAUGCACGUACAGGAGAAUACAUUGGAUGGGAACCCAGUACAGUCCAAUAUUGUACACAAGAACAAAGAAGCUUUAUGGAUCAAACAGGAUUUAAAAAACAGCUCUCGAAGUACCUUAAGAAUUGCGUCAACCAAACACAGUUGCCGCCGCGAGUGCAACCAAGUACCACGCACCAUUGCUCACCACCAUUAAACGCGAUAACCCAGUGCACAGUAUCUAAUAGGACAGUGAUAACAUUGUUCCUAACCCGGCCAGAAAUGGCUUGUGCGCAAACGAGAAAGAUUCUAAGCCUCUGGCUCCGAAUAACUCUGUUACCGGUCUUAAUUCUAGCUGAACCGCAACUGGAUCUUCCGCCGAUACAAGUAUCAUCUACCCAAAGAAAUCCAUAUGGAUAUGGUGUGUCUAGUACGCCAUCUAAUUUAGGAAGUAACUUUGACACGAACAGAAACUUUCAGUACAGCACCGCUCGAACUCAAAGCUCUGUAUCUGGAGGAUAUCCGUCUUCGACGCCCUUUAGUGGGAUAACCCCAGUUAUAAGCAACAAUGGUUACCCCAAUGUGAACUACGCAAACGGUCCGAGCUCCACCCUGCGUCCUUUUGACGACCGUAAUCGCGAUGAUAGAAUAGACAUUAACAGUGAUCCGAACUUUCGCCGGAAUGACCCAAAUUUUGUCAGAAACGAUCCAAAUUUUGUGGGGGCGAAUCCGUUUGAUAUAAACAGGGACCUAAAUACCAAUAGCAUCGAUAGCAGAGUCAACCAAGUGAGCUUAAAUCAGAUUCGGGAUUUCCUGAAACAAGCUGACGAGCAGGCUUCGAAGGAGUGCACGAACAAUGUGGCGGCGCAGUGGAAUUUCGAAACUGAUGUCAAUGAUGUAACUCAACAUGCUGCUUUGGAUGCACAGCAACGGUACACGCUGUUUCAGCGAGGUUUAUGGGAAGUAGCCCAGCAGCUACCCAGAGGUGGAAUAAGAGACUUCCCCACGUUUAGGCAACUGCGGUUGUUAUCUAUCAUCGGGCCAGCUGCCCUACCGCCUGACCAAUUAGACAGAUACAAUCGGAUUAUAAAUGACAUGCUGGCUGUGUACAAUACGGCAGAAAUAUGCGCAUACAACGAGCCUUUUAAAUGCGGACUCCAUUUGCAACCUGAACUCCAGUUCAUCAUGUCUCACUCCCGGGAUUGGGAUGAACUUCAGCAUGUGUGGACUGAAUGGAGAAGGAACACGGGCAGGCGGAUUAGGGACUUAUAUGAACAGCUUGUCGACUUGACCAAUCAAGCUGCGAGGUUAAAUAAUUUUACGGAUGCCUCAGCAUACUGGAUGUUUCCGUACGACUCUUUUAAUAUGAGACAAGAGGUUGAUGAAAUAUGGGAACAGGUAAAACCUCUUUACGAGCUCCUGCACGCAUACGUGCGGCGUCGCCUCCGCGAAGCGUACGGGCCAGAGCGGAUCUCUAAAUCGGCGCCAAUCCCCGCUCAUAUUCUUGGUGAUAUGUGGGGCCAGAGCUGGAACGGAAUUGUACCCUUCACCCUACCGUAUCCCGGAAAGAAACUUGUCGAUGUUACCCCAGAAAUGAUUCGUCAGGGUUUCACACCGCUAACAAUAUUCCAACUUGCUGAGGAAUUCUACGUGUCAAUGAAUAUGUCUGCGAUGCCUCAGGAUUUCUGGGCGCUAAGUGUGUUCGAGCAGCCUGCAGACCGGCAGAUCCAUUGCCAACCAUCCGCUUGGGACUUUUGUAAUAGACACGAUUACAGGAUAAAAAUGUGCACACAUCCAGACAUGAAGGAUCUCGUCACAGCUCAUCAUGAAAUGGCGCACAUACAAUAUUUCUUAUCAUACCGAAAUCUACCCAAAGUGUUCCGAGAUGGAGCGAAUCCAGGUUUCCACGAAGCGGUCGGGGAAGCAAUCGCGCUGUCAGUGUCGUCACCUCGCCAUCUCCAGACACUAGGCCUCAUCCAACGUUCUAUAGAUGACACUGCACAUGAUAUUAACUAUCUAUUCACCCAAGCUAUGGAUAAACUGGCUUUCCUACCCUUUGCCCUCGUAAUGGAUCGUUGGAGAUGGGACGUUUUUAAUGGCGAAAUACGCAAGGAACAGUACAAUUGUCAUUGGUGGAGACUGAGGGAACAAUACCAAGGAGUCAAGCCGCCAGUACUUCGUUCUGAAUUGGACUUCGAUCCCGGGUCGAAAUACCACAUCCCAGCCAACAUUCCGUACAUAAGGUAA